Messenger RNA from Populus nigra (black poplar), 3916 nucleotides. RefSeq lists its product as uncharacterized. Lineage: Eukaryota; Viridiplantae; Streptophyta; Magnoliopsida; Malpighiales; Salicaceae. The transcript has 2 exons. The record is from RefSeq and is a predicted model, not a curated record. Bases 234 to 1418 code for a protein of 394 amino acids.
CUGGCUUUCGGAACUUUGUGUAAAAAGUAUCUUUCGACUUUUCUAGCCACCUAAAAAGACCACUGCUCUCUUUAACUCUCUCCCCCUCUCCCAAUCCCAAACCAAAUCACAGCCUCUGUCCAGUUCCAGUUUCCAUUGUUGAUAAAGAUUAAAAUCCGCCAAUCAAAGUUUUUUCACUUUCCUUUCUGUUCUUCUUUAACCCAUCAAGAAGCCAAACGUACUAAAAAACGAAAAUGAAGCUCUCCCUCAAUCUUCAAGAUGACCACCAAAUCCAAAACCCUCUCUUGAAGGCCAAACUACCCAUUUCAAUACUCAAUCAACCUUUCACUUCUAUCCUCACUACCACCACAACGAACUCCAUUUCUGACCUCACUCUUGCUCUCUCUACGAACUUCCCUUCAGGCCCUUCUCUCAAGUUUACCUACACUCCAUCCACAACAACAGCCAUUUCUCCUUUCUCUCUCUCUCUUAAAUCAGGCUUAGGCCUUUUUGGAUCUCCACACGAUUCCCCUCUUGUUUUCUCUGCUAAUUUUUCUCUACCCAAUUCCAGCUCCAACUUGAUUUUACCUUCUUUCUCUCUCCAUUUCAAGCCACAAUUCGGCCAUUUCUCACUCCACAAAAGAACCACCGCUCCAUCUUCAAACCCUAACUAUGAUCUUAAUUGUGGGUCCCAAACCACAAAUAGGCCCCAUUUGGAAUCUGGGUCACCUUUAAAAUAUGAACCUGGAAAUGGGUUUGCCUCAGAGGGGUCAUCAGGUUGGCAAGAAUUGAAAUUAGAGCCAUGUAAUGGUAAAGGGAAAGAGGGGUUUGUGAAUCAUAAUUACAUUGAUGAUGCUUAUGGAAUUGGGUUUUCUCCGGAGAGGCAAUUGGUGUGGAAAUAUGGAAAGAAGAGAGGGUUUUUUAGUGGAGUUGGUGUAAAGGCAAAAACAGCGUUGCCAUUAACUAAAAGGGUAUCGAUGAAUUUGAGGUGGGCUGUGAAUUUUCCUGGUGAGUUGGGAAUAAAAAUGCCCUACUUGAUAGUGAAUAAGAUUGGGAUUGAGAGGGUUGAGGAGUUAAAGGAAGUAAAGAAGGAAAAAGGCAAUGAGAGUAAUUCGGGAGAUUUAGAGUUGUUGAAAGGAAUGUGCUUUUGGAUGAAAAGGGAUUUGGAGGUGUUAGAGGCUGAGAAUAGGGAGAUGAAGCACUAUUUAGAGAAUAUGAGACUGGGAAUUUUGGCGAGGAAUUCGCGCAAAGAGAUCAAUGGUUUUGUUAAGAGAGUGGUGCCAGCUUCAAGUGGUAAUCUUGGUGGGUUUGAGCAGUGGAGGAGCAACAAAAAUAAUGGAGAAGGAAAUGGGCAAAGAGAAGAAUUGAAGAAGCCUGCAAAGAAGGUGACUGACUUGGAAAGUGAGUUGCAAAAAGCUAUUAAAGCUGCUUCCUCUUAACCAGGUUUUGCUGGAAAGUGGAUGAUGUAUUAGAAAUUUAUACUUUCUUCAGAAGAUAUCAGGGUUGUCUUGUAUGUGUUAGCUCCUCGUUUCCUUGUUUUUGCUUUUCUUUUUCUCCAAUGGUUUAUAUCAGUAGAUGGUUUGCUAUUAUUUGAAUGAUAUCAGGUUUGUGUCUAGUAAGUUAGGAGUAUGUGCAAAAAACUGAUUAGCUAUUAACCUAGAGGAUGUAAAGGUGUCUUGAUCAUCACUUAACAACAACUCCUAAAUAUCAUGUGAUUUUGAGAUUAUUUACUCGAAAUUUAUUUGUUGAUAAGUAAAGUAACAAGUGUUUACAUCUGGGAAGAAAACGUCAUUGCUAUAGCUAUCUCUCUUUUCAUGGUCUGUCAUGGUGAAGAUAACUGAUUUUGAAUCCUUGCUUGAUCUCUGAGCACAAGUGGUCUAAAGAGCCUGGUAAUGGACUUACCUACCUUCCAUUAAAACCAGAUGUUUUUUACAAGCUGAGAUGUUAAUAUUUCAAAUUCAUUUGCCACAAAAUCAAUCCCAAGCUCUGUUUCUUACGUUGUGUUGGUCAGAAGAGGUUUCAUGUUCUUGGUUGUUAAGAGAAUUUGCAUGAGAUCACCAUAGGAUGUGUGGAUCCAGUUGCUCCGGUGUACUUAGAUUGGCAGGUUCUUUCAGUGUGCACGGUAUUAUUGCUCUUCCAAAAUCAGCAUGUAUUCAUUUUGACUGAGCUUUACCAAGUAAAAUGGUGAGACUUAUUUGGAUUAUGUGCACUCAUGCGUUUUAUGAUUACCCUUGCAUAUUGGAAGUCAUUCAGCUAAAUAUUGAUCUUCAAGGUUCCCUAGUUUUCUUUUCAAAGCUCUUAUGCCCUGGUGAAAAUGAAUUGCUGGCUGGGGCGUUGAUAUAAGGUGCUGGACUAGCUCUUGUGAAAGCACAGUUACCCAUAACAACUGGAUUUGGAGGGAAUAGGAUAACAAUACCGGGCACGACUUUCACCUAAUCGGUCAAUUGGCAAGAUGAAGGUGUCCUACAAAACGUCUUUCUGUGUCUACAGGGAUUUGUGAAUACCAUUAAUAAGCCACUCACUCCACAGGAGAUGCCCUGACGUUGAAUGACCAAGCCAAUCAGUUGGCGGAGACCAAUAUAAAUCCACUGCAUCUGCUGUAUAGUUCUUGAACUAUAGCAAGACGUGUGUGCUGAUUUUGUAGGGAGAAGAUGAUUUUGGACUUGGAAGGCCUUUUCUACCAUAAAAGCUUUGGUAGAUUUUAAUAGCUUCAAAAUGAAGAUAUGCAUAGCUAUGUUGCAUGUGAUGUUUUCAUUAGCAGAAGGCAUUUCUAAUGAACGAAUUAUUCAACCUCGGUGGCCUUAAACUAACAGGAAUCAAAUGAUGGAACUUGAACCACCAUUUUAACUCCUCCGUAGGGAGUCAUGCGUUACCUAUAACAGGUUUUGCGCUUCGUUUGGGGUGCCUGGAACGGGGUUGAGGUGCGUAAUAUAUGGCAGUGUAGAACAAUGGCAUCGAUGUCUGAUAUUUCUAGCCAAUCCAACCUUUUUGUUCAUCAGCCCAUCAUGAAAAGGCCAAUCCUCAUUGAGUUUUUCGGCAGCUCAAUCAAUAUCCAUAUUCCAUGCUAUAUUGCUUGAACAUUGACAGUUCGAUUAAGAUUAUAGUGCUCGGCACUCGUUAGAGACUUGUUGUACGUUACUGCUGUCUAGAUCAUAAUUUUAUUGCAAGCCAAUCCACUUGGUUGUUAACAUUAAACAAUCUAGAAACCCAAAACCUCUAGGCCAUCCAAUUGCAUUUUGUUUUGGAAUAUGUUAUCAUUUCAUAAAUGAAUGGAAAUAUUAGAGAAUAUUAGAAUUGUAAUAUAAGGUUGCUGCUACAGUGGUGCAUGGAUCAUGACAUUUCUGCUCUUAUCCUAGACCUGGUCUUGUCUGGUCUGGUCCCCAAUGCUGGGGAUUCGAGAGUUUACCUUACCUAGGAAGGAGACUGCAGGUAAGCAGAGGAUAGUUUAGUAAAAAGCCCAAAACUUUGUACUAUACAUAUAUAAAAAAAGACAAUAAAUCAAGAAAUAAAGAAUGAAUGCUAUGUCCAUUGGCAUUGGUUGAUGAUCAGUGAUCAGUGAUCAGAGACAUCUCAUGUGAUGUCUGUUACUGGAGUACAAGCAAAGUAAAUGGAGAGAGCAAUGGCAAGAUCAACAUCAUCAGCUGGAAGUGCAAGUGCAAGAGAAGGCACAGCAAAAUCAAUAGUGGCUGAUCAAAUUUCUCAUGCUGUACAAUCCACCUCCAAUCUCCUUCACCUCAUUCAACAACCCUUCCUUCCCAUGUACCUCCCUUCCUACAUGCUCAUUAAGAUACUUCAUGCUUAUUGUAUUUUUUUUUAAUUAUCUUCUUCUUGCAUCUUUUGCACUCUUCAUCUUCUCCGUGUUAGUGUGUUAGAAGUCACGGGGUUUGAUUUUGAGAUAGGAUGUGGAAAUAAAAUGAUGUUGAUGAACGUUGGCCAA